This is a messenger RNA of Monosiga brevicollis MX1, 1745 nucleotides long. RefSeq lists its product as uncharacterized. Gene Ontology annotation, biological process: transmembrane transport. Gene Ontology annotation, cellular component: membrane. The transcript has 10 exons. Bases 30 to 1508 code for a protein of 492 amino acids. The record is from RefSeq and is a predicted model, not a curated record. Gene Ontology annotation, molecular function: transmembrane transporter activity. NCBI's taxonomy places the organism in Eukaryota, Choanoflagellata, Craspedida, Salpingoecidae.
GAGGAAGCUGUGCGGUUUGAACUGCAACUAUGGCGCGGCGGGCUGACGAGGACGACGAGGACGUGCUGCGGGUUCGGGGCAAUGAAGAUGAAGUUGCCCUCUUGGGAGGACACGACUUGGACAACCCAGGCAGCAAGCCGUCAUCGCGUCAACGAACCCUCACCCUGCUCCUCCUCGUCGGCAUCAACCUCCUCAACUACCUGGACCGCUACACCGUCUCCGGUGUCCUGCCCGAGCUCAAGGACAAGACCAAGUCAGGCUUCAGCAGUGACCUCUCCGACAGCCAGAGCGGCCUGCUCAUGACCGUUUUUGUUGUCAGCUACAUGCUGGUCUCACCGAUUUUCGGCUACCUCGGCGAUCGUUGGAAUCGCAAGAACUUGAUCGUAAUUGGCAUGGUGCUCUGGGCCCUCUUCACAGUUGGAGGCAGUUUUGCCCAGAACUAUGGUCAACUAUUGGCCGCUCGCGCGCUCGUGGGCGUGGGCGAAGCUGCCUAUGCCGUCAUCUCCCCCACCAUCAUCGCCGAUCUCUACGAGCCGGAAGUUCGCACCCAUAUGCUCUCCAUCUUCUACAUUGCCAUUCCCGUUGGCGCUGCUCUUGGCUUUAUCGUCGGCGGUCAAGUUGCGGCUGCUUUUGGCAGUUGGCGUUGGGCUCUGCGCGUUUCCCCGCCUCUGGGACUACUGCUGGCGGCCGUCCUUUUCUUCACGCGCGAGCCUCCGCGGGGCGCGAGCGAGGGCCAUUCCCAUGGACACAGCAUGAAUGAAGCGAGUGGGCUCAAGGCCUUUUGGAUGGACUUCAAGGCCGUCAUGGCUGUGCCCACGUUUUUCUGGAGCACGCUUGGAUUUACGGCCGUCACUUUCACCACAGGCGCCCUGGCACAGUGGGCCCCCACCUACGUCUACCGGCAGUCUCAGCUCGAGUCGAACCACCUCAGUAGCUCCAGUGCCUCGCUCUAUUUCGGUGGUGUUACCGUCAUCACGGGCGUUUGUGGCACCCUGCUCGGCUCCAUCAUCUCCAAACGGCUUGAGAGCAAGACUCCCGCCCAUGACAGCUAUGUCUGCGGCGUCGGCAUGCUCGUUGCCGUUGUUUUCAUUGGGAUUGCCAUCCCGCUCGCCUCCUACCAAAUGUGGAUUUUCUGGGUCUUGACUCUCUUUGGCGAGUUGGCACUGUGUUUGAACUGGGGCCCCACCGCCGCGAUUACCCUCUAUGUCAUUGAGCCCAAGCGGCGCAACACGGCCGAGGCUGUGUCCAUCCUCAUGACCCAUCUCCUCGGUGACGCUGCCUCCCCCUACCUCGUCGGCGUUAUCUCAGAUGUCUUGCAUCAAAAGUACGAUCUGGUCGAUGCAGAUAGCCUCAUGCUUGCGCUUUUGAUUCCGGGCUUUGUAUCCUUCUUGGGCGGCCUGGCCUACCUGCGUGGCGCCCACACGGUCGCAGCCGACAGAGCGGCGGCCUCAGUUCGCGAACCAGAAACUGAUUUCUCCAUCAUCAACAGUGACAGCGCCGUCAUCUAAAGGCACAAGCGUGUUCUUGACCUAACUUUGUGUUAUUCCUUUUUCUUGGCAACUUUGUUUCAGGCCCUGAAACUGGGCUAGGCUCUUUCGAUAUGUCUAUCCCUUCCAAGGUCUGGCUUGUGCGCACUUGUCCAAGACAGCAAACUGUUUUUCUUGUAGCCCUCGGUCUCCUGUCCUUUGAUGUCGUACUCUGCGACUAUUCGACUGCCUGGGCCCUUCAAGAAGACUGACGAACAU